This is a messenger RNA of Chironomus riparius, 2366 nucleotides long. Lineage: Eukaryota; Metazoa; Arthropoda; Insecta; Diptera; Chironomidae. The record is from the annotation of a GenBank genome assembly.
AUUUUCAUACGUUCCUUAAAAGCGAGAAGAGAGAAAAUUUAAAUUUUUAAAAUUAAAAUCUGAUCAAAAAGUUACUUAAACUGUUCAAUACUCGAUCAGAAUUGGUUGUUUGUAAACAUUUAAAGUUUAUUAGUGCUAAUUGAUUCAAUUGAACAUGAUAUAAAGGCAAAGAUACGGAAAAGAGAGACAAUUUUUUAUCGAGUCUACAGAAAAAAAUAAUUUUUAAAGCGAUUUUCAUCGCAGAUCAGAGCUGAAUUUUGCACAGUGAACAAGUCUUGAAUAGAUAUUGAAAGAUGAAUCACUUGAAUGUGAAUUCUGAGGCAUCAUUUCUGCAAUUGCCAGAGUCACUUACAACCUCGCCAUCUCAAUCGACUUUUAUGGCAGAAGAAGAUGCAUCAAUUUGUCCAUUACUACAUAAUACGUCUAGUCCACAGCUUCAACUUCAACUUGAUUAUAGUCAUCCAUUGACCCCUAGUACUGGCAUUGUAUCCGAUAAUCCUGACGAUACAGUUGAGAAUGAUGAUACAUCUUCAUCAUCUAGUAGCUCGGGAAUUGGGAUCACAUCUGCAAUUGGUAUGGGAACAAAUUAUCAUCAUUUACAUAAAAAUGGAGAUUUACAUCAUCAAGAGAAUGGAAAUGCGAAGAAGAAGAAGCAUGGAAACAUAAACUUUGAAUACUUGAAUGCCUUAAACAUCCCUCUUUCGAAGGACUUGCCAUCAUUUGUUAAAUGGAAUUGGCCGAUGAUAAGGAAGGUCACAUUCUUUAUAUUUUUAUCGGGUAUAUUUGCGAUGUGCGCUAUAGUUGUGGGUAUGAUGUAUAAUUUACCAAGGAUUUGCAGUCCGGAUAUUAAAUGGUAUCAAGGAAGUAUUUUCUAUGAAAUAUUUCCAGCGAGCUUCAAGGAUUCUGAUGGCAGCGCUGUUGGAGAUCUUCGUGGCAUUGCCGACAAAGUCUCGUAUUUCCAAAAUCUAUCAAUCGGUGCCAUUCGUCUUAAUUCUAUCUUUUCUGCAAAAAAUUAUCCUGAAGAUUACACAAAUAUUGACACAUUAAUGAACAUUAGCAAAGAGCUUGGUACAAUGGAUGAUAUGAAGUAUUUAGUGGCGGAGCUUCAUUCAAAAAACAUAUCACUAAUAUUGGAUUUACCGUUAUAUCCACUUUACACACGAUUAGAGCCAUCAACAACAAUGAGCAAUUUGACGCAUAAGACUAUUAAUAAUAAUGCUAAUGAGAUGAGAAUCGAUGAAUAUCGACGCGUUGAGAGAGGCAUAAUUGAUAAUAAUGGCAUUACAAAUGUUAUGAGAUUUUGGUUGGCACAUGGCAUCGAUGGAUUCUAUUUGAAAGGCUUAGAAAACUUUGCUGAUGAUGAGUACUUAAUGGAGAAUAUACGAGAAUGGAAAUAUGUGCUUGGCAAUGAUAGAAUUAUGAUUGUUAAUGAGUCGUUAAUUAAAAGUGUAUCCGAAGAUGUUGCUGAUGAAAUUCUCGAAUGUAUCGACUUAAUUGACGUCUUUCUGGAUAUUACAAAUGGCACACGAUCGAUUGAACAUAAAGUUGAUUCCAUAUUAAAAGGAAAAUUAAAGCCAACAGAGUUUGGUCCAUGGAUUCAUUGGAGCUUAAAUGGUAUUGACAAACGACGAAUGUCAAUGGCUAUAAAUCAAAAUGCUUCACUUGCUGGAUUGCUCAUGGAAUUGAUGCUACCAGGAACUCCAAACAUUUUCUAUGGUGAUGAACUUUCGAUGGGUGAUGUUAAUGACCCGGAUAAUGUUCAUAUUGAAACAAAGCACUUGCAUCAUCUUCCAACAAUGCCAUUUACUGAUCAAACUGUCAAAUUUACAAAUCAAAAAGUAUUGCCUUGGUUACCGAAAUCAGCUUUAGUAUCAUAUGAGCAUCUUGACUAUGUUAUUGAUGCAUGUGCUUUACGUAAAAUUACACCUGGAUUGUACAUGAAUUCAUUUAAUAAGGAUGGAAAUACAGCAUAUUUAAAUACACACAUACGCGCAAAUAAGGACGAUUUAUUGAUAAUCGAGAGGACCUUUCCACGCAGGAAUACAAUUGUCUCAAUCACAAAUCUCGGACCGGAAAAUUUAUCUUUAGACAUAUCAGCAUUUUACUACAGUGGCGAGCUUGUACUUGGUCCAGCAAAAAAGAAUAAAGUCUUUUUCAAUAAUUUCAAAAUUGCAGCACUUGAGACAAUUAUUGUUAAAUUGGACAAAUAAGGCACAUAAAGUGUAAACAAUUUGGAGCUUAUGUGCUUCAAUUUAUAAAUAUAUUGUUAACCGUUAUAUUGUUAAUAAUACUUGCUCUCAUGUCAAUGACAAAACAAAGAAGGAAAUAUUAAGCAUAGAAUGAGAUGAUGGUGAUUACUAAAAAAC